UCCCCCUCGGCCUCCUUCCCUCUCCAUUUUAAACAAAAAACACAAACCCUAACACACACUCACACACUUCCUCCCGGCCCUCUCGCUCGCUCUCAGACAAAUAGAAUGAAGAAGAAGAAGCAGAAGACGACCGACUCGUCGGCCGCAGCUCUUAUUCCUACACGUUCUACGGCCGAUCUCAAAGCCCUAAUUCAAUCUCACAGCGACUUCUUCGACAGGCUAAUCGAACUCAUCCCAGCAAGAUUCUACCUCCCACCUGAUGACGACGUUUCUGACAACCCCAAGCCCUACUUCCACGGCCUCUCCAAAGCUGCCAAAGCUUCCCUCAAACGCCAAUCCAAGCAAAACCUCAAACUUGCCCGCCGCAACCGCCUCGACCCGGACAAAAUCUCCCAUUCCUCCACCCUCGACCUUCUCAAACAAUCCCUGGACACCAGUGCCCAUGGCGGUGAGGUUGCUGAAAUACCCCCGCAAGACGUCCCGAGGGCUAUUGAUUUAGAGGAGAAGAAUGGUGGGGAUGGUAAUGAUGGUGAAAAGGGUCAAGAAAAGCAGGUUACUUACGAAGAAUUGCGUGAGAAAUUGAGGAAAAAGAUUGAGUUGUUACGCGGGAAUCGAGGCGAGGGGAAUAGGAGUGCUAGGAAGGGGAGGGAGGAUGAUAAGGAUAGAGAUAAUCAUAGAGGAGAAAAGAAGAGAAAGAGGGAUGGUGAAGGGAGCAGUGGGAAGGGUGUUGAAGUGGUGGAAAAUGACAGUGAAGAGAUAAUAGAGUAUGGGAAAGUGAAGAUAGGGGACGAUGAGAUGGAAGGGAAGAAGAGGAAGAAGAAGAGGAAAAUGUCGAAGGUGAAGGAGUGGGAUAGAGCUAAGCGGUUGGAGGAGGUCAAGAAAGAGAAUCCCAGGGUAGCAGAGAGGGAAUGGUGGAGGGCAGCUGAGAAUAGGGCAAUGGGAGUGAAGGUGCAUGACGAUCCAAGGUUGUUGAGGGAGAGUAUGAAGAAGGAGAAGAAGAGGAAGGAAAAAAAUGCAGAGAAGUGGAAGGAGAGGAUUGAGGGCCAGGAGAAGGCUAAGGAGGGGAAGCAGCAGAAGAGGAAGGAGAACAUUGAAGGGAGGAUUAGGGAUAAAAAGAUGAGGAAGAUUGCUAAAAGGGAGAAGAAGCUCAUGAGGCCUGGGUUCGAGGGGCGCAAGGACGAGUACAUUACGAAAGAUUAAGAUUCUCAUUUCUUUUUGGUGCCUGUUGAUUUGGGUUGUGCAAUAUCCCAUGCUCAAAUAGUGAUGUCUGCAACAAGGCGGUUCUGGUCUUUUGGUGUUAUGUGCGUAUCAUUUAGGUAGAUUUCUGAUAUCCUCCUCCUCAGAUGUGUUAAAGAGUUGAGAUGAUCCUCAGUCUCUGCAUUUUGGCCCGUCAUAGUCAUGAGAUCACUACUCCAUACAGGAUGUUGAGAGCUGGUCUAUGCAGCGUAAUUGAUUUUUGCCUUUUGUAUUUGUUACUGAUGUAACCAUUGAUAGUGUUGCCACAAUAUUUGUUACUGAUGGAACCAUUGAUAAUCUUGCUACAAAAUUCAGCAUUCCUCUUGGCUAUGAUUCUUUUUUUUUUCUUUUUAUAAGUUAGAGACUUUCCAGCUGAGCUUUAUAUCAAUUAGACUAUAAAUUACUAUCA
Molecule: messenger RNA, 1645 nt
Organism: Coffea eugenioides
Lineage: Eukaryota; Viridiplantae; Streptophyta; Magnoliopsida; Gentianales; Rubiaceae
Product: ribosomal RNA-processing protein 14-C-like
Exons: 2
Coding region: 106-1200 (364 amino acids)
Biological process (GO): ribosomal large subunit biogenesis; ribosomal small subunit biogenesis
Cellular component (GO): nucleolus
Molecular function (GO): RNA binding; DNA binding
Source: RefSeq, a predicted model, not a curated record